Owenia fusiformis is the source of this 1288-nucleotide messenger RNA. The record is from the annotation of a GenBank genome assembly. Lineage: Eukaryota; Metazoa; Annelida; Polychaeta; Sabellida; Oweniidae.
GUUUCAUUGCUACAGCACAGUAUAGCUUGAGAUCAACAAUCAACAUGAUCAAAAGUGUCAAUUGCUUUGUGCUAUUGUUAGUCUUAAUUACACAGAUAUUGGAUGUAAAUGCUGCAAAUGCUAGCUGCCUAGAUCCAGGUACAGAUUGGAAAUGCAACCCAAGAGCUUAUCGACCAUGCCCAAAUACGUACAAGUGCUUAAAAAGUGAAGGAUUCAAAUGCUGCCAGUACAAAAUCGAAAAGGACAUGCCUAAUUGUAAGAAUAUGUGGAUGCAGUACGAGGUGAUACCAUGGGGGUGCCGAGGCGGGGGCAGUAGGCCGUGUCCAAGCUCAUAUAAAUGUAGAGCAGGACCUGGGAAUACAUACUCGGUAUGUUGUGAGUACAUAACAUGUGAGCAUCCACCUGGGUACAUCCACCCUAAGGACGAUGGGGAGUGGUAUGACGUCGAUGGCUGCACAAAAUGUGAAUGUAUAAGUCAAGAUAACCAUCAAUGCAAAUUAACGACAAAAUGCAUGAAAAAACGAACAUGUGAUGGUCAAACAAACCAAACCAGAUUUGCAGAGGGAGACAAGUGUGUACAAUGUACUUGUGACACUAAACUUGGAAAAAUGACAUGUGAAAACAUGUGUUGUAAAAACUAUGGUCCUACUAAAAAGUUGACAAAUGAAGAUUGUAAAGAGUGUACAUCAUGCUCUCGAUAUUCUGAAGAUCCUCAAACUGAAACUGUAAGUAAUAGAAGAAUUAAUGACAAGACUGGUGACUGUAUAUAUUCUCAUGGAAUAAUAAUACAGAGACCAUGUCCUUGUGAACAUGAAAAUGAGAAGACAAAAAUAGAAAUAAAUGAAAAUUGUUACAAAUGCCAAUGUACUGAUGGAGUUCUGAAAAACUGUACUAAAUGUGUUUGUGGAAAGAACCAGAAAAGUAUGGACUUCAUGGAUAAUGGAAAAUGUGUAGCAUGUAGAUGUAACAAAAGAAACGCGGCAGUGUGUGUGCAAUGUCCAAAUAAGGAUUCAUCAAAGCUGUGUAAACGCUGCAAAGAAGGAGAAACAGAAGGUAGGAAUCAGCAUCUAACUCUCAAAAAGGCUUCAUUUUUAAUUUCUAUAAUUUUUACAAAUUGUAUUAGAGUAUCUUCCAGAGAGUAAGUCAAAAUAUGAAAUCUAAAAAUAAGGAAGUCAUAUUCUAAAGAGGACACCAUUUGCUUUGAAAUCACAUCGAAGUCUCAUUUUAAUGAGAUUUUAAGAGAUUUGCAUUUUUAACCAUUUAAGACAGACAUUUUCUUCUAUUUGAU